AAAUGCAAUUGCUAGUUAAAAUUGUUGUCUCUUCAUUCCAUUGCUGUCUUACAUUUAAUUUUUUUUCUUUCUUUCUCUCUCCUCUUUCUCUCUCUAGAAACCCACCUUUUUCUUAACAUGAUUUGAGAUUCUGAAAGAGACCCAUUUGAGUUUUUUGAUUGGAGAUUAAUGGGUUGGUCUUGGAUUUUGAUGUUCUUCUCUCUAUUCACCUUCAUGUCACCCUCUUAUGGGUAUGAUCCAUUGGAUCCCAAUGGGAAUAUAGCAAUCAAAUGGGAUGUCUUACAAUGGAGUUCUAGUAGUUAUGAUGCAAGGGUAUCGAUAAUCAACUACCAACUGUAUAGGCAUAUUGAGACACCUGGUUGGAAGUUGAGCUGGACAUGGCCAGGAGACGAGGUGAUCUGGGACAUGUGGGGAGCCUUGGCGCACGAACAAGGAAAUUGCAGUGAGUUCAAGGGAGAACAACUCCCUUACUGUUGCGAGAAGACGCCAUUGAUCCUUGACCGAGGGCCCGGAACUCCGUUCAACAAGCAGGUGGCUAAUUGCUGCAGGGACGGCCUGCUCACCUCCAUGAUACAAGACCCCAGUAAGCAUGGGGCCAUGUUCCAGAUGAAUGUGGGCACUGCUUCUAGUAACGUUUCAGACAUGACCAUGCCCAGAAAUUUCAGCCUUGGGGUUCCUGGAUAUACCUGUGGAGAUCCAUUUCAGGUCCCACCCAGCAGGUUUCCAGAGGAGGGAGGCCGCCGUUGGACACAAGCUCUCAUGACAUGGAACGUGAGUUGUUCAUACUCGCAAUUUCUAGCAUCGACGGCCCCAACAUGCUGCGUUUCUUUAUCUGCAUUCUACAACAGCACCAUUGUCCCAUGCCCCCAAUGCAGCUGUGGCUGUGAAGGAAUACCGGGCACCAAAUGCGCCAAGCCUGGUGAAACACCAUUGUUGUUGCCUCAGGGAGAUGGACAGCAGCCGGAUCUAGUGAGGUGCUCAAGGCACAUGUGCCCAAUCCGGGUGCACUGGCAUGUGAAAACAAGUUACAGAGAGUAUUGGAGGGUUAAGAUCACAGUCACGAAUCUGAAUCUGGUGAAGAACUAUUCUGCCUGGAACUUGGUGGUGCUGCACCCCAACUUGCAGAGCAUUACACAGGUUUUCAGCUUCAACUACCGCUCUCUAAAUGAACAUGGCACUAUCAAUGAUACUGGGAUGUUCUGGGGAAUUCAGUACUACAAUGAGCUGCUGCUGCAAGCAGGUGAGAGUGGGAAUGUACAAACGGAGAUGUUACUACACAAAGAUCCAGGGAUUUUCACUUUUAGAGAAGGAUGGGCUUUUCCAAGAAAAAUAUCUUUCAAUGGUGAUCAAUGUGUCAUGCCCCCACCAGAUGAAUACCCAAGGCUCCCCAACAUUGGCCCUUCGGCUACCCCACCAAGCAUUUGCAUCAUUUUGUUAUUGUCAUUGUCAGUUGUAGUAAUGUUAUAAGUUAUGACUCCUUACAAUGAUGAAAAAUAUACAACUUAGGGUUUUAGUUGCAGAUGUUUUAGUGGAUUUUUUUUUUUCUGAGAUCAUAUGGUUGUGUUUGUAAAAUAUAAAAUAGUGGGAUUUUGCUUUUUCAAGUA
Vitis riparia (riverbank grape) is the source of this 1604-nucleotide messenger RNA. RefSeq names its product COBRA-like protein 2. Lineage: Eukaryota; Viridiplantae; Streptophyta; Magnoliopsida; Vitales; Vitaceae. Gene Ontology annotation, biological process: cellulose microfibril organization; plant-type cell wall cellulose biosynthetic process. The record is from RefSeq and is a predicted model, not a curated record. Bases 169 to 1467 code for a protein of 432 amino acids. Gene Ontology annotation, cellular component: plasma membrane. Gene Ontology annotation, molecular function: carbohydrate binding. The transcript is spliced from 6 exons.